CCCUCCCAACUUGCUUUAUCAGGAAACCCAAAUAUAAUUUCCACAAACCACGAGGUAAGAAAAAUACGUGCCUUCUCUACCUUAACCACAAUCAUACACUUCUCCUAUUCUCAUUGGCUCCCCUCAAAUCGCUGGUCCCGCACAAAUGCUCGACCGAACCGUCACGUGGGCCCCUCUCUUUCUUUAUAUACCUAUCCUAUCAAACUCCCAUUUUCGUCAACCAAAAUUCCAUCAAACACUCGCCUGAGAAUCAAACAUUCAAACUCCCAGUAGUUCCGACGACCAUAUGAACAACGGUAAAGGUGGUUGCUGUAUAGCGAAGUACCCAGGAUCUGGGGGUAAUGGGUUGUACAUGUCAAAGGUGGAUAAGAUAAUGCUCAAGUUUAGGCCGAUCGCGCCGAAACCGGUUGCGACCGGCUCCGGUUCGGGUGGUUCUGGUGCGGAUAAUAGCGACGGGUAUGUUAAAUGUGUAAGAAGUAAGAGAAAAUAUGUUAGGGUUAAGAAGAGCAAAAACGAUAAUUUUAAAAGACAAAAAAGCAGUAGUGAGAAAACGAAGGUGAAGGUGAAAGAAACGCCGGUGGUGACGCUGCCGUUGUUGCCGGAGAGUCCAGAUCGGAAACUGGACGAACCGGUUACCGGUUUUUGUUCAGAUCUGUUGUUAUCUCCGGUCAAGAGUAGUUCAACCAAGAAUGAUGAUAAUAAUAAUAAUAAUUGUGAUAAGAAAGUAGUAGCAUCCACACCAGUGUGGUUAAGGUUUGACGGAAAAGAAGAAAUUAGGGUUUGUUCUAACGUAACAAAACCAUCACCACCACCGCCGCCGCCUCCGCCACGUGUCCCGAAAGUGGUGUCGUACGUGACGGUGGAUUGCGUGACGGACACGUGGGUGGAUUGGGAAGCGUUAGGGUGUACGGACGAGGAGAUAAAGAUGAAUAUGGAGAAGGACACGUGUCCAGGGUUUUUUUCAGAUGGUCAAGAUAGAGUGGUGUGGAUGAACACAGCAUACAAACAGUUGGUUGGUGAAGAUGACGUGGCGGUUGUGUUAGUACGGAAAGACAAAUGGCCGGUUACAUUCACAUACGUCCCAGCUUUCACUUGCAAGGUGAGGGUAACGUUUGUUGGUUCUCAAAGCCACCGGAAAACUUGUUUUCCGACGUUAACGCUGCCGUGUGACGUUUGGAGGAUGAAGUUCGGUACAUGCGCAUGGCGGUUGGACGUUAAAGCUGCUCUUAGUUUGGGUCGGUAAACCGUCUUGAUCCAACAACAAUUAGUGAGUUGUAAUUAUUUUAUAUGAUAUUGCUGAUGAUAUAUAUAUCUUCUUCUAGGUUUCUUGUACAAUUUAGUGUAUGUUUUGACCCGGAUAUAUGUUUCUUGGUGUCUUUACAGAUCUUGAUAAAAUGAUUAGGCAAAACUAAUUUUAAGAAAA
Molecule: messenger RNA, 1423 nt
Organism: Helianthus annuus (common sunflower)
Lineage: Eukaryota; Viridiplantae; Streptophyta; Magnoliopsida; Asterales; Asteraceae
Exons: 1
Coding region: 287-1243 (318 amino acids)
Source: RefSeq, a predicted model, not a curated record